UUUUUUUUUUUUCCUCUUCGUUGCCGGAGCAGAAAAACAAGGAUCCAAGAAAGAAAGAAAGAAAGAAAGAAAGAAAGAAAGAAAGAAAGGGAAAAAGAAAGAGAAAGAUAAAGAGAAAGAUAAAGGGAAACUGGGAAUUAAUUAGAAAUGGCUUUUCGGAGAAGAAACAAGAGCUACCCUUUCUUUAGUCAGGAGUUUUUAAUUCAGAACCACGCAGACAUUGUGUUUAGUUUAGUCAUCUUUAUUUUAAUUGGCCUGAUGUUUGAGGCAACAGCAAAAACAGCCAUUCUCUUUAUCCAGCCACAGUACAACAUCAGCACACUGACUGCAGAUGGAGAGCUGACUCUGUACCAUUAUGGAUGGAAAGACUGUGCCACCAUCCUCUUCUAUGUCUUCAUCACCAUCAUCCUCCACGCUGUGGUUCAGGAGUACAUCCUGGAUAAAGUAAACAGGCGUCUGCACCUUUCCAAGAGCAAGAACACUAAGUUUAACGAGUCUGGACAACUGUGUGUGUUCUACCUCGUCUCCAGUUUGUGGAGUCUAUAUGUUCUCGCUACUGAAGGUUACAUUCUGCACCCGAGCAGCCUUUGGGAGAACUACCCUCACGUCCACCUGAGGUUCCAAGUGAAGUUUUUCUAUCUGACCCAGUUGGCGUAUUGGCUCCACGCUGUGCCUGAGCUCUACUUCCAGAAAGUGCGCAAGGAAGAGAUCCCCCGUCAGCUGCAGUAUAUCUGCCUGUACCUGUCUCACAUCCUGGCAGCAUACCUGUUAAAUCUAACACGUGUAGGACUGGUGUUACUCUUCCUGCAGUACGUCUCUGAGACCGGUUUCCAUCUCUCCAGACUCAUCUACUUUAUCGACGAGACUCACCAUAAAAUGUUUGAUUUGUGGUCAGUGGGGUUUGUUUUGACACGUAUGGUGUCUUUGACCCUGAUGUUCUUGUCUGUGGGUUUUGGUUUGGCGCGAUCGGAGAACCAGACACUUGACUGGGAGGCUGGAAACUUCAACACCCUCGCUGUAAGGCUCUUGGUGUUGUUCCUGGUCUGUUCUACACAAUCUUGGCUGCUGUGGAAGUUUUUCUGUUUCCAGCUGAGGCGAACCCGUGAGUUCCGACUGGAACAAGCGAGAAAGAGAGCAGCAGCUAAACAACAGACUUCACGCACAGUCAAACGUGACCCAGCUGGUCACCAUGAGAACGGCGCGCUCAAGCUGGAGAACGGAACAUCACCUCGGCUGAAGAAGCUCAAGGCCCCUUAACCCCGCCCCUAUUUUUAUAACCCUGCCCCAUUUUUGUAAGGGACAAGAACAGGAAAUAAAUGGUCAGUUUCCUGUUCUGAUGAACAACAGACUGAGGGUGCUACAACAUUCCAUAGAAGACGUGCCAUCCAAAAGUGUUGGCCCCGUCGAGGGGAAAUAAUCCCCCAUGUUCCCUUUCUUUUUUUUCUUACCUAUUUCUUUUUUGUACAUCAAUAUCAGUAUUCUGUUCAUUUCUUUUCAAAUAAGCAUUAUUGCUAUCUCUCUCUCUUCUGCCACUUCGCACCAAUCCGCCGCUUCUUUACGUUCUAUCGUUCGAAAGCCAUGUUUUCUUUUUUUUAUGCUUUCUGAAUCAGUACUGUAUCAGCCAGCUCUGGGGAUCGUGAGCAAACAGGCCUGCUUCUGCCUGGGAAGGACAUCCAGAGUGCAGGUCACACACCACAUGGGAUGUUGUUGUUGUUGUUGUUGUUGUUUUUUGAAGGGGGGAUGGGGUGUCUUGCGUGUCGUGGCUUUUUCUCAAUCACAAUUAGGAAGUCAGAAAGUCUUUAAACCGUUCGUGAAACCGAUCUGGGGAAGAGAAUUAUGGGAUACGUACACAGAUGAGCAACACCGACUCUUAAAUAUGGACGAACUAAGAAGCCUCCCGAUUGACCUUCGUAUAAAAAAACGGAGCGAUGUGACGUUUUACUCAGGAACGCAGGCCGCGACCUUCACGGCACGAACGCUGAUCGACAGCACAGUAAAACAACGCAGCAUAGAAACGCUUUCCACCAAAAUCCAUUUAAAAGCCAGUUCUGUCAAUGAAUUAAUAAAUGAACAGCCAAAAAAGAAUGAAUUUAGUCACCGUGACAACAUCUUAAGUGUAAUUUAAAAAACAAACGAUUAAUUCGACAGUCGAGCAUCUACACACUUACAACGAAGAGAUUUGCCAUGUCGGGUGAUUAUUUUCCACCACAAGGGGGUGCAGUGCUGUGUGUACGGUCACACGUAACGCUGUGUGUACGGUCACACGUAACGCUGUGUGUACGGUCACACGUAACGCUGUGUGUACGGUCACACGUAACGCUGUGUGUACGGUCACACGUAACGCUGUGUGUGUACGGUCACACGUAACGCUGUGUGUGUACGGUCACACGUAACGCUGUGUGUGUACGGUCACACGUAACGCUGUGUGUGUACGGUCACACGUAACGCUGUGUGUGUACGGUCACACGUAACGCUGUGUGUGUACGGUCACACGUAACGCUGUGUGUGUACGGUCACACGUAACGCUGUGUGUGUACGGUCACACGUAACGCUGUGUGUGUACGGUCACACGUAACGCUGUGUGUGUACGGUCACACGUAACGCUGUGUGUGUACGGUCACACGUAACGCUGUGUGUGUACGGUCACACGUAACGCUGUGUGUGUACGGUCACACGUAACGCUGUGUGUGUACGGUCACACGUAACGCUGUGUGUGUACGGUCACACGUAACGCUGUGUGUACGGUCACACGUAACGCUGUGUGUACAGUCACAUGUAACAUCACAUCCCUGAGUUCUUUAUUAAUUUAUUACAGAACAGCUUGUCAUACAGUUCUUUUGUAUUAAAUGUUGUGGAACUUCCAUAAAAUGCGUUAGUUCCUGUUUACUCUGCGGUUCUGGUUCACCAGGUUCCCUUUUGUUUUCGCUCAAAGAUAAUAAUUAAAAAAAAAAAAAAGGACAAAAGAAAUGCAGCUAAAGAUGUUUUUCUGAGAAGCGUAAAUCUCAUAACGUCAUAACGGACUUCCUGAAAGCUUCUACAAAGCUCUGACACUGGAGACUCCUUCCUUAAGUGUUCAAUAACUGUAAAUGUUUAUGUGUAGCAUUUGUCAUACGCUGCUACUGCGCUACUGCUUUACACCUUCUGACCAAUCAGAAUUCAGCAGCGCAGUGACGCAAUCAGGUGGUAAUUCGGCUCGUCGGUCCGAUGCCAACGCAGGCUGGUUUGUGUCGGUGGAAAAGGGAACUCGCUUCCUCGGUCAUAUAAAGUGUUAAAAUGUAAGAUUUGUGGCACGCAAAGCAGACGACAUCCACGUCCACCCCUCCGUCAGGCGCCCUACUGUCGCGACAUCUGUAAGGAGCUGUGAGGGAGAACAACAUUGUGAAUAAUGUGUUUCUUUCGUGCAUGUGAUCCGGAUGAAUAAAUGCGUUCUUAUUUAAA
Messenger RNA from Tachysurus fulvidraco (yellow catfish), 3438 nucleotides. It is a transcript of the gene tram2, whose product is annotated as translocation associated membrane protein 2. The coding region runs from base 148 to 1257 and encodes 369 amino acids. Gene Ontology annotation, biological process: protein insertion into ER membrane; SRP-dependent cotranslational protein targeting to membrane, translocation. The record is from RefSeq and is a predicted model, not a curated record. Gene Ontology annotation, cellular component: endoplasmic reticulum membrane. The transcript is spliced from 11 exons. NCBI's taxonomy places the organism in Eukaryota, Metazoa, Chordata, Actinopteri, Siluriformes, Bagridae.